GCAGUGGGGUUUCUUCAUAGGAGCAGGAUUGUUCCCUUACCCAUCCUCCCCAUUCUUUUCCAAUCCCCCCCUUCCUGCUCUCCCACAAUUCCUGAAUGUUGGACCUGCCUAUUUUGACUUCCACUGGCAUGACUGACGGCUGGCUAAAUAUGCAGUCAGAGGAAGAAAAAAGUCAGGACUAUAGCAUAAUGGAUUCGGGCAACCUGGAUGACAGCUUGACCAGCCUACAGUGGCUUCAGGAAUUCUCCAUCAUCAAUGCAAACAUGGGCAAGUCAUCCUCUUCCCUAUGCAGUACAGAUCCUCAUGGUUAUCACAAAAUACCUGGCUCGGCUGCACCAUGUUCCCCCCUUGCUGGUGAUCCAGCAUGCAUGGGAAUGCCCCAUACCCCUGGCAAGCCAAUUUCCUCCUCCACAUCCAGGACUGCACAUCUACAAGGCCAGCCACUAGAAAACAUAGAUUACAAGACCAACCCUCAUGUGAAACCUCCUUACUCUUAUGCUACCCUCAUCUGCAUGGCAAUGGAAGCAAGCAAGAAAACAAAGAUCACCCUCUCAGACAUCUAUAAAUGGAUUACUGAUAAUUUCUGCUAUUUCCGGCAUGCUGACCCUACAUGGCAGGUAGGUGACUAGGAAAAUUCC
Messenger RNA from Protobothrops mucrosquamatus (brown spotted pit viper), 638 nucleotides. RefSeq names its product forkhead box protein J1-B-like. NCBI's taxonomy places the organism in Eukaryota, Metazoa, Chordata, Lepidosauria, Squamata, Viperidae. Gene Ontology annotation, molecular function: DNA-binding transcription factor activity; sequence-specific DNA binding. Bases 96 to 629 code for a protein of 177 amino acids. The record is from RefSeq and is a predicted model, not a curated record. Gene Ontology annotation, biological process: regulation of DNA-templated transcription. The transcript is spliced from 2 exons.